AUGUCUCAUUCUACAGGCAGCUCUAGCUCAAGUUCCAGCUCGACAAGCGAAGACGAAGUCCAUGUUGAAAUCGAUGAGCAAGCUUAUGAUUCGGGUGAAGAACUGAUGUUAUUGGUUCUUCAACAACACCAACAACUUAUGGAAGCAUAUCAGAGGAGGGACACGCGCAGAAGAAGGUUCGUCCAAAGAAAUCGUGAAGCCGGGCAUGAGAGACUCGUCAAUGAUUAUUUCUCUAUAACCCCGGUAUAUCACGAUGAAAUAUUUCGAAGACGAUUUCGAAUGCGAAGAGAGUUAUUCCUCCGCAUAGUGAAUGCAUUAGAGAAUCAUUCAGUAUUUUUUCAACAAAGGGACGAUGCUGUACGAAGAAAAGGGUUGUCACCACUACAAAAAUGCACCGCUGUGAUUCGUCAAUUGGCUUACGGAGUCCCCGCCGAUCAUCUUGACGAGUACCUACGUAUGGGUGAAUCAACUGCCAUCAGGUGCCUUUUCAAGUUCUGCGAAUACGUUGUUGAAAUAUUUGGUGAUAGGUACUUGAGAAGGUCAAAUGCUGAUGAUGUUCAACGUCUUCUUCAAAUGCUUGAUGAGAGACAUGACUUUCCUGGCAUGUUAGGUAGCCUUGAUUGUAUGCACUGGAAAUAG
Molecule: messenger RNA, 639 nt
Organism: Zingiber officinale
Lineage: Eukaryota; Viridiplantae; Streptophyta; Magnoliopsida; Zingiberales; Zingiberaceae
Exons: 1
Coding region: 1-639 (212 amino acids)
Source: RefSeq, a predicted model, not a curated record